Molecule: messenger RNA, 2435 nt
Organism: Metopolophium dirhodum (rose-grain aphid)
Lineage: Eukaryota; Metazoa; Arthropoda; Insecta; Hemiptera; Aphididae
Product: protein odr-4 homolog
Exons: 10
Coding region: 399-1742 (447 amino acids)
Biological process (GO): intracellular protein localization
Cellular component (GO): endomembrane system
Source: RefSeq, a predicted model, not a curated record
AAAAUAUUGAUAAGGCCUUUCCAUUCCGUAUCCAACACGAUUAUUAAGAAGUUCUUUAUAAUCGUGGUAUCCAGCAUCAGGCUGUAUAUCGUGCAUACAGCUGAGCAUUCCAGGCUCCAGCACAUCAGUUACACAACUACCACGACGGCAGCACAAAAAAUUACCUAGUGAAAUUUGAAUAGAUAUUAUAUAGAUACCUAAUUUUGAUUAUACUCUUUUCCAUACUCCAUUAUAAUUUAUAUAUACAAAUAUAUUUAUACGAAUAAGGAUAUUUUACCUAUUUACGACUAUAUAUUAUUGUUCUGUACAAUUACUGAGUAUAACCGUGGAUUAUAGCAUUUAGUCUUUAGGUAAUAGAAUUUUGAAGAAUACCAACAAAUUGUGUUUAUUGUUGGAAAAUGACAACCAAAGUAUUUAUUGAAGAACAUUUAGAUAAAUAUCUGAAAAGUUUAGCUAAAGGACAGUUGUUCAUUCCAGGAGUAAUUAUUGGACAAGUCAUAGGUAACAACUAUCAUGUAGUCCACUUAUCAGCAAUGACCAUAUGGAAUGAAGACAUACAAAAUAAUAAAAUUGAUGUUCUGUCCUACAAAACUCUUUCUGAUCUUUUAGCCAAUAGUGAUACAAUAUUCCAAAAAUCUUUAGAAGUAGCGACGUUAUUACCAGGAGGUUCACAUGUACUUGGUUUAUUUUUUAUUGUUCCACAAGAUUUGAAAAGUAUUCAACCAAUAGAUAUUGAUUUUUAUGAAUUCAAUAAUGAAUUAAAUGAAAAUUUGUUAUACAAAAAAACCAAUGAAACAUGGAAUUACUUAAUGCUAAACUAUUCAACUGUUAACAAAAAAUCAUAUUGUUACUCAGUUGAUUUCAACCGUGUAAAUGGUCCUGAAAAAACAACUUAUAAGGCAGUAGAUGCAAUUUUUGGAUCAUUUAAUAAUGAUUGGGUAACUCUUAUUGGAACAUUUAAUUUUGGAGCAUUAGAAAGACUAAAUGUAGGUGGUGGACCAAAAGCUUUAUUUUCUAUUCGUGAUAGUUUAUUAGAUAAAUUUGAAUCUGUAUUAAAUAAAUCAGUCUAUACUUUUAAUGGAUGUGUAUGCGAUGAAAAUAAAACCCUUAAAGAUUUUGAAUGUGAUGAAAUUGAUAAUUUAUUGAAAAAUGUUGUUAAGAUUGAAUUUUACAAAGAGGUUGAUUUGGGUAAUGAAUGUAAAAAUGCUUCACUCAAGGUAAAAAGAGGAAAGGGGAAGAUUUUGAUGUCUGGCCUAUGCAGUGUAGCAGUACCAUUUAAUCGUAAUGGUACAAUUAAGGAUGCCAUAAAGGCUAUUCAUGAAGAUGCCAUGCAGACAUUUGCAACUCGUUUAAAAAUGCAUUUGGAAUCAAUGGUCGAAGAGGAAUCUCUUGAAGAAGAAGAUGGAGAUGCAAAUAUUGUACAUGAAACUCCGCGUCGAAUAUUAAUAAUAAAGACUGAAGGUUCUAGAUUUGCAUUCAGUGAUUAUGUAUUUCCUGGCGAAACUUCCCAAGAAGCAUUAUAUGUGGCUGGAGAAAUAUUGAAUCUUCCUGAAGACAAAAUAGAAUUAUACGAUGUGUUGGAAAAAGGACGACAUUCAUAUUAUGAGACACUGCCAGACAUUGAUAGUAGUCCACCACAAGAUGCAAGUACUUCAACGUCAAAUAAUGGGCUAAUUUAUUUAACGUGGGCCGCUUUGAUAUUGGCUAUCUUAGCAUAUGUUAUCAAACAAAUUUUUGUGUGAGAUAUAUUAAUGGGAAGCAAAUUUAACUGUACAAAAUAACAUUCCUUAAUUUAUUGUUUUAUUUUUUUUUUAAUGUUUAUUAUAAAAAUUGUUGAAAUUAAUAUUAAAACUAAAGUAAUUGUUUUAAAAAAUGUACUUUUAAAAUGUUGAAUUUGGCCGAUUAUAGAAUUAAUAUAAGGUGUUUAUACUUGUUUAUACUCUAUUCAGAAUAAGAUUGAACCACUUUUGCGCUUGCAGACUGAUCCGCCAAACAGUUCCUGACCCCCCAUACGAUGGCUAUACUUUCUGUGAUUGGCCGACAGUCAACGUCGGGCGCUUGUGCUAACAUUCUCACCAAUGGCCAAAUUGUGGUGGGGAUGCGCGGAAAAAACGUGUUUUGGUUGGCCGAGUGGUUCAAUCUUGUUCUGAAUUGAGUAAAUUGAGUAUAGUAAAUCAUGCACACUAAUUAUAAAUGGUAAACAAUAUUAAAUUGUACACUUUCUAAUAUCUAUUUCUAUUAAAUAAAAAUUUGCUUAUUUUCUUUAUAGUCUAUACGACAAAUAUUAGAGCAGUAAAAUAAUUAAAGCAAAUCUUAAAACAUUUUAGGCAGGUGCAGAACUAGACAUUUUUUGGGUGGAGUGAAAUUUUUUUUUGAAUAAUUACAAUUCAAAUUUUAGUUCAUAACAGAUAAUAUAAGAUAUUUUGAUAACAAUA